AUGCAGCUCAAUUACUUCAUUAAAGUUUUGGGCAAGCCCAAAGCAAAUGGCCAAAAUUUCAUUAGUGAAAUAGCUACAAUCGGAAGGAUUCACCAUGCUAAUGUGGUGCACCUUGUUGGCUAUUGUGUCGAGGGAUCAAAGCGUGCUCUAGUAUAUGACUUCAUGCCCAUUGGCUCUCUUGAUAAAUACAUUUAUUCCAAAGAAGGGAAUCUCCCCUUAACUAUCAAGAACAUUGUCUCUUUGACGGCAGCACAGGGUACAAUGGGAUAUAUUGCUCCUGAGUUGUUCUGCAAAAGUAUUGGAGGCGUCUCAUACAAGGCCGAUGUCUAUAGUUUUGGAAUGUUGUUAAUGGAAAUGGCAAGCAGAAGGAAGAAUUGGAAAGCAACGGUAGAGCAUUCCAGCCAAAUCUUCUUCCCGUUGUGGGUGUACGAUCAGUAUACUGUGGGAAAUAACUUGGAGAUGGACAAUGUUACAGAGGAGGAAAAGAAAGUAAUAAGAAAGAUGGUUAUAACCGCCUUGUGGUGUAUUCAAAUGAAACCAAGUGAUCGCCCUUUGAUGUCCAAAGUCAUCGAAAUGCUUGGAGGAGAUGUUGAGUGUCUGCAAAUGCCUCUCAGGCCUUCUCUAUGCCCACAAGAGACUCAUGUGACUAUGGGUGAUAUUCAAGACAAUAAAUUGAACCCAAUAUGUUCUAACACAGAGCUAACAUCUUCAUUGUCAGCUACGUAA
This is a messenger RNA of Pyrus x bretschneideri (Chinese white pear), 726 nucleotides long. RefSeq names its product PR5-like receptor kinase. The record is from RefSeq and is a predicted model, not a curated record. The transcript is spliced from 3 exons. Gene Ontology annotation, biological process: protein phosphorylation. Gene Ontology annotation, molecular function: ATP binding; protein kinase activity. Bases 1 to 726 code for a protein of 241 amino acids. Lineage: Eukaryota; Viridiplantae; Streptophyta; Magnoliopsida; Rosales; Rosaceae.